AUGUGGCGGCGGACAUACCUGUUCCUCGUCCUGGUACGGUUGUGGUUUGCGCUGUCGCCCAGCUACCUGCACCCGGAUGAGAACUUCCAAGGCCCGGAGGUCAUCGCAGGCCAAAUCUUCAGCUACCCAGUCCGACACACAUGGGAAUUCACAAACGAGCACCCUAUACGAAGCGUUUUCCCGUUAUGGCCCGUUUACGGUUUGCCGAUGCUACUGCUGCGUUGGCUAUGGAUUGGCAACGGCCAAGACGGAGAGAUCCCUCCAAUCGCUGUGUUUUGGGCCCUGCGCGUCCUGAUGUUCCUCACCAGCUUCGUCCUCGAGGACUGGGCCAUCCACGAGCUCAUUAGCUCCCCGCGACACCGUCGCGUUGCUGUGCUUCUGGUCGCAUCCUCGUAUGUGACCUGGACCUACCAAACACACACCUUCUCGAACUCGGUAGAAUGUUUGGUCGUCGCAUGGUGCCUGGUAUUGAUCCAGCGCAUUGUCGAGAGCCCGCAACAAUCAUCACUUCUUGCUUCUACGAUACUCGGAAUCGUUGCCGUCUUUGGAUUAUUCAAUAGGAUUACUUUCCCGGCUUUUUUGUUGAUUCCGGGCCUUCGCUUGAUACCCCAUUUUCUCAAUAGACCCCUGUCACUCACCGUCAUGGUGUUGGCUGCACUUACGACUGCCCUCGUUGCCAUUACCCUGGAUACGGCAUUCUAUAUUCCUGAGCCCAUCAAAUGGGCAGACCUAAUUUCCCGCCCCGUCAUCACGCCACUCAACAACCUCAAGUACAACAUCGAUCCCGAUAACCUGGCUCAGCAUGGACUGCACCCCUGGUACCAACACCUGUUGGUCAACAUCCCCAUGCUGAUCGGGCCAGCUGCUCUACUGCUGUUCACCCAGCCGCACAUCUCUUUGCGGCUGUACUCGGCCAUCUCUGGCGUCUUUGUGCUGUCUAUCUUCCAGCAUCAGGAGGCCCGAUUCCUGCUACCAACAGUGCCGCUGAUUCUCUCGUCGGUCAACCUCCCCAAGAACCGCAGUGUUCUUCGGGUAUGGAUAGCUGUUUGGAUAGGCUUCAACUUCUUCUUUGGCAUCCUCAUGGGCAUCUACCACCAAGGCGGAAUUGUGCCUGGCCAGGUAUUUUUAAGCAAACAACCGGACGCAACCCAGGCCGUGUGGUGGAAGACUUACACACCACCCAUCUGGCUUCUUAAUGGCAAGAACGAAGUUCUUACUACCCGCGAUGUGAUGGGUAUGAAAGGCGAAAAGUUGCUCGAGGAAUUGGACAAGCUCGCAACAUGCGACAUACCAGCAGACAGACGUAACUCAGAGUAUCUGAAGGAGAAGAACGGCACCUAUCUGAUUGCACCGGCAUCGGCAACGUGGAUCGACCCUUUCCUUCCCAACAAGGGCCUUAAGGGCCUCCGUUUCCGCGAGGUAUGGCGGUACAGGCAACAUCUGAACCUCGACGACCUCGACUUUGGCAACGAUGGUGUGUGGAAUACACUCACGCGAGUAAUUGGGAGGCGCGGCCUCGUCGCGUGGCGCGUCACGAAGAGUUGCAAAUGA
This is a messenger RNA of Colletotrichum karsti, 1551 nucleotides long. RefSeq lists its product as uncharacterized. Gene Ontology annotation, molecular function: alpha-1,2-mannosyltransferase activity. The record is from RefSeq and is a predicted model, not a curated record. Lineage: Eukaryota; Fungi; Ascomycota; Sordariomycetes; Glomerellales; Glomerellaceae. Bases 1 to 1551 code for a protein of 516 amino acids. Gene Ontology annotation, cellular component: endoplasmic reticulum membrane. The transcript has 4 exons. Gene Ontology annotation, biological process: GPI anchor biosynthetic process.